Molecule: messenger RNA, 2366 nt
Organism: Scheffersomyces stipitis CBS 6054
Lineage: Eukaryota; Fungi; Ascomycota; Pichiomycetes; Serinales; Debaryomycetaceae
Exons: 1
Coding region: 507-2366 (619 amino acids)
Biological process (GO): mRNA splicing, via spliceosome
Cellular component (GO): cytoplasmic stress granule
Molecular function (GO): mRNA binding
Source: RefSeq, a predicted model, not a curated record
AAUAUCCUCCACGGCAGAGAAAAACACCUAAAUUUCCACAUUCACCCUCCACAUCCACCAUCCCGUAGACUCCGUUCCCAUCACUCACCCUCUGCUUUCCUACGUGGUUUUGCUUUUUCGUCUUCUCCCUACACCGAGUCUGUUCCAGUCUUUCUAGUCUAGCGAGAAUCCAGUAAUUACAGAAGCAUCGCUUUUUCACACGGGCCUUCUAAAAACUGCGACACACCCAGCUAAUAUUAGCUCAAUACAGCUCACCUCCAGCACUAUCUCCACUUUAUCAUAUCGUGAUAGCGUCGCGUAGCUGCCAUAACUCGCUUUUGUCGUUGCCCAUCGCCUCUUGAUCUGAAAAAUUCAGGCUGCGCACAAAAUUCCCAAAUCUAAUAGCCACUAGUUCUACACUAAAAGUAGACUACAAGCACCAACACUAAUUAAUAAUAUUACUAUCACUAAUAUAACUAUAUUGCCAUAUACCAUUACGCUCUUGCCUUUACUCGAGAAUCUUCGCAAUGUCAUACUACGAUCCUUAUCAGGGCAUACCCCAACAGUACAUGGCCCAGCCCUACUACCCUCAGUACUACCAACAGAACCCAGAUGAACAGCUCGUUCUCCAGGACGCCAACUUGGCCCAACAAAUUGACUCAAGACAAUCAUCCUAUGACCAGUACCCCCAGUACCAAACUGACGGGGGCCAGUUCGGCUAUAACGACGUCAACGCCGCUUCCGGGGCUAACGACUUCUACCAAGACGAGGGUGCUGUCUUUGUUAAUGGAGCCAACGCUCCUAACUUGGGUCAACAAAAUGGUGCCAACUUGGUCAACCCAAUCCAGCACCAGACCCCAUAUGGUGUAGGCAAUGGAGCAGGUCCAGGACAACAGCAAGGCUAUGGCUCUGCCAAUGCUAUGGCUCCACCCAACCAGGUCCAGAACCAGCCUGGUCCAGACGUUGUUUACGGACAAGCUGCUUCCAAUGGUGCCAACACUGCUGCUCCCUCCAGAACCGUCUAUUUGGGCAACAUUCCUGCUGACAUCCAGCCCAACGAGUUGUUGGACUACGUCAGAUCUGGGAUCUUGGAAAACGUCAAGAUCUUACCAGCUAAGAACUGUGCCUUCAUUUCGUUCAUAGACCACCAGUCAGCGUUGUUGUUCCACUCCGAUUGCAUCUUGAAGAAGCUUAGUAUUAAGGGCCACGACAUCCGCAUCGGCUGGGGUAAAAACACUCCUAUCUUGCCAGCGGUCAUGGAAGCCAUCCAAAGGGACGGCGCUACCAGAAACGUCUAUUUGGGCAACUUGAACAACCCCGUCAACGGCGAAGUCAUUACGGAGCAGGAGUUGCGUGAAGACUUGUCGUGUUACGGCAUUAUCGAUUGCAUCAAAAUCAUUCCUGAAAAGGGUAUAGCAUUUAUUCACUUCUUGUCGAUCUUGUCUGCCAUCAGAUGUGUUGCCAAUUUACCAUUAAAAGAAAAGUACUUGGACAAGAAGUGUUUCUACGGUAAGGACAGAUGUGCAUUUAUCACGAAAACGCAACAACACAACGCUGCUCAGUACUUGGGUUUAGCUCCCGGCAUGGAGCACAUUGUCACAGCUGCUGAUCGUGAGUUCAUUUCUCUGGCUUUGGUGCAACAAUCAGCUGCUGCAGCCCAGAUUGCUACACAAGCUGGUGGUGCCAAUAAUUUGGGCAACAGAACUGUUUACUUAGGCAAUUUGCAUCAGGACUCGUCUGUGGAAGAGAUAUGUAAUGUGGUCAGAGGCGGUUUGUUACAGAGCAUUCGGUUCUUGAAGGAGAGACACGUUUGUUUCAUCACCUUCAUCGAUCCUAUUGCCGCUGCCCAGUUCUUUGCCAUGUGCCAAUUGCAUGGUUUGACGAUUCACAACAGAAGAAUCAAGGUCGGUUGGGGUAAGCACUCAGGUCCUUUGUCGAAUGCCUUGUCAUUAGCUGUUUCCAACGGCGCUUCCAGAAACAUCUACAUUGGAAACAUUGUUGAUUUUGACUACUACAACCCCCAGAAGUUGAGAGAAGACUUCUCCAAAUUUGGUGAUAUUGAACAGAUCAACUACUUGGAGGAAAAGAAUUGUGCCUUUAUUAACUUUGUCAACAUCGCCAAUGCCAUCAAGGCCAUCGACGGCAUCAAGUCGUUCGAAGACUACAAGUCCUUGAAGAUCAACUUUGGUAAAGACAGAUGUGGUAAUUUGCCCAGACAAUUCCAGAACCAGAACUCGCAGCCUCUUAACGGCGGUAUUGAUUCUGUUUCCAACCACUCUUUUUCUGACGGUGAGUUCUUGACAGACGAACAAGCUCAACUGCUCUCGGCUGGAACUCCUCCAAGCGGAGCUACUCCUCAACCUCCUUCCAUCAUUGACGAGAUCUAA